UUCAUCUUCAGACCAGUGAUCACUCCUCCAACUACAAAUCCAUGGCUAAAGAUUCCAUGGCUGUGUCUUAUCUUCUCUGGACUCUCUUCAUCUUCUCCAUCAUCUUCUCACUUCAAUCAAACAGCCAAGAACAACAAGAAGAAGAAGAUACACCAAUCACAAGAUUCCAAAAAUACUUAAGAAUCAACACAGCUCAUCCAAACCCUAACUACACAGCACCAAUCUCAUUUCUUCUUGAUCAAGCUAGGUUAAUCGGUCUAACUUCUCGAACAAUCGAGUUCGUUCCUGGUAAGCCAAUUCUUCUCCUCACAUGGCUAGGCUCUAACCUUAACCUUCCUUCAAUUCUCUUCAACUCUCACCUUGAUUAUGUUCCCGCUGAAUCCGAGAAAUGGAUACAUCCACCUUUCUCAGCUCACCGUACCAUCGAUGGCCUUAUCUACGCUCGUGGCGCGCAAGACGACAAAUGUAUUGGUGUUCAGUAUCUUGAAGCAAUCAAGAACUUGAAAUCAAGAGGCUUCUCUCCUCUUCGUACUAUUCAUAUCUCAUACGUUCCUGAAGAAGAGCUAGGUGGAUUCGAUGGGAUGAUGAAGUUCGCGGCGUCUUCAGAGUUUAAAGAUUUGAAUUUAGGAUUUGUCAUGGAUGAAGGACAAGCAAGUCCUGGUGAUGAGUUUAGAGUGUUUUACGGUGAGCGGACUCCAUGGCAUCUUGUUAUACGAGCUGAAGGUAUUCCAGGUCAUGGUGCUAAGCUUUAUGAUAAUUCAGCUAUGGAGAAUUUGAUGAAGAGUGUUGAAUUGAUCUCUAAGUUUAGAGAGACGCAGUUCGAUUUAGUUAAAGCCGGAAAAGCUGCGAAUUCGGAAGUUAUCUCUGUGAAUCCAGUUUAUCUUAAAGCUGGAACUCCUUCUACUAAUGGGUUUGUUAUGAACAUGCAGCCUUCAGAAGCAGAAGCUGGCUAUGAUCUAAGGUUACAUCCUAUGGCAGAUCCUAAUCUUAUGGAAAAAAGAAUUGCUGAAGAAUGGGCUCCUUCUAUUAGGAACAUGACUUACAUAUUUAAAGUGAAAGGAAACUUAAGAGACAAUUUAGGAAGACCUAUAAUGACUCCAAUAGAUGAUUCCAAUCCUUGGUGGUUUAUCUUCAAGCAAGCUGUUGAAGCAACCGGAGGGAAACUCGCAAAGCCUGAAGUCUUGCUUUCAACUACGGAUUCACGGUUUAUUCGCGCUAUGGGAAUUCCGGUUUUGGGGUUUUCUCCAAUGAGUAACACUCCUGUUUUAGUGCAUGACCAUAACGAGUUCCUUAGAGAUACUGUGUUCAUGAAAGGGAUAGAGGUAUAUGAAUCGGUUAUUAGUGCACUAAGUUCCUUUGAGGGUGUAUCUGCUCAAGUAAUCUGAUGGAUGUAUUGAUGCAAGCAAUAGUAACACGCUGCUUGAAGAUGGUCAAGGCUCACAUUGCUAUGGCCAAUAAGUGUAGUAUAUCUUUCAUACACUAGUAAAAAAAAUCUCUAUAGCCACUUGGCUAUUCGUGGUUGUGCCUUAAAA
Messenger RNA from Capsella rubella, 1532 nucleotides. Its product is annotated as aminoacylase-1. The coding region runs from base 42 to 1385 and encodes 447 amino acids. Lineage: Eukaryota; Viridiplantae; Streptophyta; Magnoliopsida; Brassicales; Brassicaceae. Gene Ontology annotation, biological process: amino acid metabolic process. Gene Ontology annotation, cellular component: cytoplasm. Gene Ontology annotation, molecular function: aminoacylase activity. The record is from RefSeq and is a predicted model, not a curated record. The transcript has 4 exons.